This is a messenger RNA of Capronia coronata CBS 617.96, 1827 nucleotides long. RefSeq lists its product as uncharacterized. The transcript has 2 exons. Gene Ontology annotation, biological process: regulation of DNA-templated transcription. The record is from RefSeq and is a predicted model, not a curated record. Gene Ontology annotation, molecular function: DNA-binding transcription factor activity, RNA polymerase II-specific; zinc ion binding. The coding region runs from base 1 to 1827 and encodes 608 amino acids. Lineage: Eukaryota; Fungi; Ascomycota; Eurotiomycetes; Chaetothyriales; Herpotrichiellaceae.
AUGCCUCCUGCAAAAUCCAUCUCGUUCGAGCUUCUCCUGGACGAGGGCUCAAAAACAAGAGCCCGGAUCCCUCUCAGAGUGGUUCUGAACACCCACGACAGCACAGAGUCCAUCAUAACCACUGUGAAAAACUUCUAUGGGAUAUACGAUGGGAACGGCGUGAGCUUCGAAGAUUCUUGGGGGAACACACUCAUUCCGUCAUAUGACAACCUUGUUUCUGAAUCGACUGUCUAUGUGCGAAUAGUGCCCUCUUCACAGCCACCCUUGACUGCCUUUCCACACGCAGCACAUGCCAUUGACACUGGCCUUGAACCAAAACGUCGUCCCAGUCUGGGAGAACCGUUCCAGAUGUUACCGCCUCAUCUCAGGGAGCAGUCGCACUCUCCUUCCAGACCUUCGUCUCGGUUGGCGAGGAAGCGCAGUACUUCUCCCACCCAAGGACGGGGGCGCAGAAGUGCGUCGCAACAAAAAGGACCUCCCAAUGUGUCCCUCAGUCGCGGGUCUAGCGCCAAUGGAAGCUAUCAUGAAGACAACGUCUACAGCGAUAGUGAGGCCGGGCGCAGUUCUGUGUCGGGUUCCAAAAGAGCCAGAAGCGAGCAGUUUGCAAGCUCGGACAUCAGUACUGCCAACGUCUUGCAGGAUGGCCGUCGUGGUCAACCCAUCUUCGACAGCUCGACUCUUCCGCUCUUCGUGCCGCCACAAGUCCCUGUCACUGCAUCUCAGUCCUCCAUAUCCCCUCAAAGACGAUCACUACCACAAGAGAUGCCCUCCCCAUUCCACCCUCCUGCGCAAAAGCUUUAUGGUCUACAACAACAUCCAGUCCUUUCACCACUGAGCCAUGGCCAAAUCUAUAACAUGGACGCUCCUGGCGAUCAAGGUGCUGGUGUUGAUAUGGCCACCCCUGUGCCUCAGCAUCAUCGUCGUCUGCGAGACAGGUCGAGCAUUCAGCAGGGUUACAGUGGAAGGCAAGGAUACCCUGCAAAUGGUGUACUUCCCACGCCGGAUCCCACCGUUGCAAGCUGCAUUUCAGACGAAGACGUCGCGCGCACGCUGAUUGCACUGGGUGACGCAUCCAACUACUCGCAUGGCCGUACAUCGAAUUCGACCAUCGACGAAACUUUCAGCGGCGCGGCAGAUGCGGCAUCCUCAACGGGAGCGACCAGUGACAGUGACGAAUAUAGUGAUGCAGAGGGCGGCCUCCCGAAGCACCGUAAAUACCUUGAGGAGGGGGACGUGGAUGACGAAUAUGACCAGGAGAGCGUCAUUCGUAACCACGAUGAAUAUGAUGGACCACCCAAGACGAAGAAGAUCAAGACUAAGAUGCAUGAUGGGCCUACUAAUGGCUAUCUCUCCAAGCCAGCUUCGCUGAAGAAUAACAAGUCGGCCAAAGUCCGCUCCAGCACUCUCCCCAAGCCAGCCAAGCCGGCGGUAGAGCCAGGUCUGAUGAAAGCCCCAUCUGCACCUGCCUCAAGUGGGCAAGCCAGAAAAUCAUCGGGUUCAAGUCUGAACUUCCAACAUCCGCUCGGUGCUGAUGAGGAAGACCUUUCAUCCAAGCCUAGAUGUCAGCGUUGCCGAAAGAGCAAAAAGGGUUGUGAUCGCCAGCGACCUUGUGGAAGAUGCAGGGACGCCGGCAUUGGCGCCGAUGGCUGCAUCAGUGAGGAUGAGGGUAGUUCUCGAAAGGGGCGAUACGGCCGGCACAUGGGAGUUGCGGUCAAGAAAGCCGGCGACCAUGCAGAGGAUGAUUCCAACAGUACUUCGACGACUCUGCUGGCCGAGGGUAUCACGGGUCAUGGCAGCCCAGACAAGAACAAGAAGAGAAAGAGAUGA